Messenger RNA from Rhododendron vialii, 1887 nucleotides. Its product is annotated as COP9 signalosome complex subunit 3. Gene Ontology annotation, biological process: ubiquitin-dependent protein catabolic process. The record is from RefSeq and is a predicted model, not a curated record. The transcript is spliced from 11 exons. Gene Ontology annotation, cellular component: COP9 signalosome. Bases 106 to 1401 code for a protein of 431 amino acids. NCBI's taxonomy places the organism in Eukaryota, Viridiplantae, Streptophyta, Magnoliopsida, Ericales, Ericaceae.
CAUCUGACGUCUCACUCCGUUCCUUUCCGAAGCUGUGAAAUCGACUGGUUCGAUAAAAAACCGAUCGAUUUCUAACCCUAGAAAUCACACGAAAACAGGAAAACGAUGAAUCUGAACAUGAACAUGAACUACGCGGAGUCUCUGGUGCUUCAGACCAAGAGGCUAUCGGGCACCACUUCCGAAGACCUCAAUUGCCUUCACAGCCUCCUCAAGCAAUCCGAGGAGACUCUCCGGACCGAGUCUGCUCGUUUCGCUUCUUCUCUUGCCGACCUCGACCCGUUCAAGCACUCUCUCGGUUACCUCUACAUCCUGGAGGCAUGCACGGCUGGAACGAUCUCGAAAGAGCUAGCUAAUGAAUUGGUUCUGUCCAUUGCCAGAUUUAUCAGUGAAUGUGAUGCAGAACAGAUCCGUUUGGCGCCUGAAAAAUUCAUAUCGCUUUGCAAGAGGUUCAAGGACCAAGUCAUGCAGCUUGAAGCUCCUAUACGGGGGGUAGCUCCUCUUCUAACAGCUAUUAGAAAACUUCAAUCCUCAUCUGAACAGUUGACUACUUUGCAUCCGGAUUUUCUUCUCCUUUGUGUACUGGCAAAAUGCUAUAAAACUGGUUUAUGCGUUUUGGAGGAUGAUAUAUUUGAGGUGGAUCAGCCAAAGGAUUUUUUCCUUUAUUGUUAUUAUGGGGGAAUGAUAUGCAUCGGACAGAAGCGCUACCGCAAAGCAUUGGAGCUUCUGCACAAUGUUGUAACUGCUCCAAUGUCUUCUAUAAAUGCCAUAGCCGUUGAGGCAUACAAGAAAUACAUACUUGUCUCACUCAUUCACCUUGGGCAGUUCUCAACCAGUUUCCCUAAAUACACGUCCUCAGUGGCUCAAAGGAAUUUGAAGAAAUUCUCUGAGCCUUAUAUUGACCUAGUGACUUGUUAUGGCAACGGAAAAAUUUCAGAACUUGAGGCAUAUGUCGAGGAGAACAGGGAUAAGUUUGAAAAUGACCACAAUCUUGGAUUGGUAAAGCAGGUUGUAUCAUCCAUGUACAAGCAGAACAUCCAGAGAUUGACUCAGACAUACUUGACUCUCUCCCUCCAAGACAUAGCCAACACAGUGCAGCUGAAUAGCCCUAAGGAGGCAGAAAUGCAUGUACUUCAAAUGAUCCAAGACGGUGAGAUAUAUGCAACAAUAAAUCAGAAGGAUGGAAUGGUUAGAUUCCUAGAGGAUCCUGAGCAAUACAAAACCUGCGAGAUGAUUGAGCGAAUUGACUCAUCCAUCCAGAGGAUAAUGACUCUAUCAAAGAAGCUGACUGCUAUUGAUGAACACAUCUCCUGUGACCCUCAGUACUUGGCAAAGGCUGGGAGAGAGCGCCAAAGAUUGGACUUUGACGACUUGGAUUCCGUACCUCAAAAGUUCAAUAUAUGAAACACACAGGACCUAACUUGAUACCUGCAAGAGAUGGUAACUGAUUAUGGGAGUGUUUUGGUCGACCUACUUUCAUUUAUCAAAGGCGAAAUGUUCUGGCGUUUUGAUCCCAAGAGGGAACAUGAGUGAUAUGUGCUGUCAAAAUCUCGUUUAGUUGUGAGAAGUGGUUAUGAACAUGAUCCAUGCAAGUAUUCUAUCCUUUUUUCCCCUUGCUAGUUGUAGUUUCUAAUUCUGUUUCCUCCAAGCCGGGUCUCUUCGCCCUCCCCCUUCCCCUUUUGUUGGUUUACAAGCCCAGAAAGGUUGUGAUUGAUACAGAAGUUGGUUGCUUCAAAGAAAUAUGCAAUGGUUGGAUAUGCCGAUUUCAUUGAUGGAGAUUGUUUUCAUUUUGCAAGCCAGGGAUGGAGAUUACUGUUUGUGCCAUGUGCGCUCCUUAGCACGUUCUUCUUUGGUAAUGUAAUCCUAGCACAUUCAAUUCAUGUAUAUAUA